This is a messenger RNA of Paramecium pentaurelia, 1532 nucleotides long. The record is from the annotation of a GenBank genome assembly. Lineage: Eukaryota; Ciliophora; Oligohymenophorea; Peniculida; Parameciidae.
AUGUUAAAUAAUUUGGAUGAUGAAAUGACAAAUAUUGAAAGCAAAUAAAUAGAAGAAAGUAAUGAAAAUGUAAAUAUUAGUUUUAUGUUUGAUAAAAUCAGACAGAUUUUUAGAAGCAGUUGAAAAAUCUAAAAUAUUAAUUUCUUAAUCUAAUGAGCAAAUAGCAUAUAAUUUAUUAUGUAAGGUCAUGAUGAUUUUUUAGAAAGCAUUUUAGAAAAAUAAAAAUGUUUUGAGUAAAUAUUAGAAUUGUGUGAAUUAGCAAUUGAGAAAUAUAUUUCUAAAAAUCAAUUUUUUAAAUUAAAAGGUAAGAAUAUUAAUGUAUAAUUCAUAGCAAAAGCAUUAUUAUAAUUCAAAAAAGCAAAUGAGUCUUUGGAACUUUGUAAUUAAAUUAUUUCCAACCAUCCAUAAGAAUUAGAUUUAUAUAUUUUAAAAUGUAACUAUAUAAUCAAUUUAAUCAGCAAAUGCUUUAAAAUAACUUGAUAGAUAAGAAUAAAUCAUAUAAAUGUGGGUGUAAUUUGUUUAGUAAUUUUGUGAAGUUGUUGAAGGAUAUGAUUAUCUAAGUUAUUUAUUUUAUGAUUCAUUUAGUUAAAGCAUUAGAGAUAAAUCAAAAUUAUAAUGAGAUAAUUUCUGUUUGUGAUAAGGCUAUAUAAUAGUUUCCUAAUUAAAUCCUAUUUUUACAAAAAAAAGGUUUGAAAUUUAACAAAAUUAUUAGGUGAAAUUUUACAUAAAUAGAAAUCAUAUCUUUAAGCCAUUGAAAUUUGGGAUGAAUUAAUUUAGAAAUAAAAUAAAGAAGUUGAAUAUUAUAAAAUGAAAAGUUUAAAAUAACAAUUUAAUCUUAGUAAAAACAUUAAUAAAAUACAAGAAGAAAAUAUCAAAAUAAUUUGAAAAUAAUAAUAAAGAAGAAGGUAUUUAUAAAUAAUUAAUAAUGAAGACUUGAUUAAUGAAUAAAUUAAAACAUGUUAUUCCUAAUUACUAUAAGAAAAUGAAGAUGAAAACUUAGAAAUUGAUAGAAGUAUUUUGAUAAGUGAUAUUUUUAGUACAAUUCUUAAUUGAUAUUAAUCAAAAAUAAGAAGCUACCAUUUUUUUAGAUAAUCUGAUUAAAAAGUAUCCUAAAAAUAUAGAAGGAUAUUAUUUUAAAUGUAUCAAAGAAUUUAUUUAGCAAAAAUCUUAUAUGACGAGAAAAAAUUUGAAUAGAUUAUAGAGUUAUACGAUUAAGCCAUCUCUUAUCAACCUGAAAAUAUAUAAUUAUAUGAGAAUAAGGGUAAUUUUAUAUUUUUAUAUCUUUAUAUGUUUAGCUAGACAAUUAGAAAAAUAAGAAAGAUGGGUCGAUGCUUUAAAAUGCAUUAAUCAAGCUUUAUCAAUGUCUCCUGAAUCUCUGCAUUAUUAUUUAUAAAAAUGUACAAAUAUAAAUAUUAAUUUUAGUUAAAUCUUUAUAAAAACUGAAUCUUAUUAAGACAGCUAGGUAAUGUAUUAGAAUGAUUCCAAAUAUUUAUUAUGACACAGACCAAGAAAUGGAACAAUGUGAUUUUUGA